Sinocyclocheilus anshuiensis is the source of this 2858-nucleotide messenger RNA. Its product is annotated as AP-5 complex subunit sigma-1-like. The transcript has 4 exons. The coding region runs from base 36 to 635 and encodes 199 amino acids. Lineage: Eukaryota; Metazoa; Chordata; Actinopteri; Cypriniformes; Cyprinidae. Gene Ontology annotation, cellular component: late endosome; AP-type membrane coat adaptor complex; lysosome. Gene Ontology annotation, biological process: double-strand break repair via homologous recombination; endosomal transport. The record is from RefSeq and is a predicted model, not a curated record.
GAUUCACAGUCAUGUGACCAAAUACGGAAAUAACCAUGCAGUACAUGGUGGUUUGUUUCUUAAUCCACACGCUGUGCCCGGUGAGCGCGCUGUCCGCAGGCGAGACUCGGAUACUGUACGCGCGAGUGUUCGGACCGGAGACCGGAGAUGGUUGUGACUUCACACCGGAGCAGAGACGACUGAUGCAGAAAGAGAAACUUCACGUGGUAGCGAGGCAGGUCAGGAGUGCUGUGGCUCUGAGUAGGGAGGCCUCAGGCGGUUUGUGUGUGGAGGCAGUGCUGGGUGAGGAGGCUGCAGCUCUGGGUGAAGCUGACAGCGGUGUGUUUUCCCUGGGCAAUGCAGAGCUCUUUCCAGAUCGGAGUGUUGUUCUGUGGCUGGGGGUUCAGUCUCUAGCGUUCACUCUGGUCUGCAGACCACACGAGAACCUCCUGCUCGCAGAGGGAACGCUUCGCAACAUUGCACGUCACUGCCUGGAGGAGCUACGUCUGCUGGGACCUGGUGCUGAGGUCUUGCUGAAAAGUGAUCGAGUGGACGCAUUGUUGCACAGACUGCUUCCCCAUGGUCAGCUCCUCUUCCUCAACCACCGUUUUGUCCUCACUCUGGAUAAAGAGAUAGCGAACUACGUGAGCAAAUGAAAUGGUGUGUGUAUUGGUAAAUGUUUGCCACAUAUUUAGAGAGUAAUAUAUAAACUGCCUGAUAAAUCCAGGAUGUUCUGAUUUUGGAGAUUUGGAGGAACUGCUUCUCCUCUGAAGGUGUAAUGCACACUGCCACGGCUCAAAGGAGGUGUUUAAAAAGUAGAAGAUUGCACAAACAAAGUGUAUUGUUAACUAGUUUUUUCCUUUGAGGAAACCAGAAGGCACAUGUUCUAAAACUUUAAUUGCAGUUUGACAUCAGAUUAGAUGAAAAACGACACCAAAAAAAGAAGCACAGCUCGUGAUAUCUCGGUGAGAGAUUCUUUAGAGCUUAUUAAAGUAAAGCUCUUUACACAUUUGAUCUCUCAGGCAGAGUGACUUUGGAGUACCUGAUUAACUGGCCAUAAAUGGUCAUUUGAUAACAUUGUUCAUUGAGUUCUUGUUAAUUAAAGUCUGAAUCUAUAUGAUUGUAACUGUCUGGCUGGGUCAAAAAUAAAACCAUUGCAGUAAAUAUAUAUCUGGCUCUCCUCUAGAGGGCAGUGUUGCAUUUUUAAAAUUGCUAUAUGUUUUGCUUCAGUCAAGUGCAUGGCAAUUUGAAUAAUCCUUUGACACUUUCAUCUAAAAUAAUUCAAUAGUUCACAGCAGUGUGUCUGCCAACAGAUCUGAGAUGGCUGAUUGACAAGGCCGUAUGACGCCUUCAUAUCUAGGCCAAUGGAGCAAUCACGCAAUUCCAGAAAAUCCGUUUUGAGCCCCUCUUUCCACUGAUUUAAUAAUGACGAGUUACCUCUGUCAUCGUGCUGCGGUGGGAAUGAAGGGAGGGUGAGGAUGUUCACUUAUAGUAAUUGUGAGGCCAGUCAUAACUCUCAAGUACUGCGGUUCAAUAUGUUGACCGGUGAGUGUGAGGUUUUUCUGGCUUCCUUGUGUCAGCUGCCUUACAGACUAUGUGAUGGUUGGCAUUCCUCUGGCAUCGAGCAUGACAAGAGCCCUAUUAUGGCCAAAUGCUCUAUAGCUGUGAAGUGUUGUUUAGACAACUUGCAUUGAAAGGACCUAUGGCACAUUAACAUGCCAUCACAAUAGCAUUUGAACUGAAGUAGUCUGCGGUCACAGAUAACUCAAAUCUCUCACAUUUCUGAGGAUGUUAUAAAAAUUUUCAGGUUUUAAAACAUUUGCAGGUGUCAGCUUUCAAGGGGUCUAUAUAUUUGUAUUUUUUAAACCAGUUUUUCUUAAAGUCCACUUAAAAUGAUAAACAGUAGUUUUUCAUAACCAAUUUGAGUUUUUUUUGCUGCUAUGCCUUUAAGAUAUCCGUGUAAACACUGCCGUCAUAUGUGAAAACAGCUUUUUGCUGCACUCACACGAGUUGUAAUUGUGCUGUUGCAAAAUGUGCUGCACAAUAUGUUAAGAUUUGGGACCUUAUUAAAAAUGAACUUUACCACUUUUUCCUUAUGUUAAGAUGCUUUUGAAGCAUUUGCAGAGCAGUAGGUGCUACACGCUGCCAUUAUCAGCAUAAAGUAGGUUUUUAUGAUGUUAGGAACAUCAAUUAAACAUUGAAUUAUGUGGGCAGUCAUUUGUUAAUGAGUUUUGGUUUUCUAACAUCAGGAAUCCAAGGAUUUUGGAACAAGCCUGUCAGGAUUAUGGACCUGUUGUGUUGUGUUUUCCCUCCUCAUGUGCUUCCCCUGACCUAUUUUCUCCCAUGUUUCAUGCCCUUAUUUGGUCCUUCCUGUUCGUAUUGGUUCCCAUUUGAUUCAGCUGUGUUUCCCCAAUUAUCUCAUUUGGUUCUUAGUAUUUAAGCCCCGUGUUUGCCUGUGUUCCCUGUUCGGUAUUGUUAAUGUCUUCUUGGAUGAGAUCGUCUCAUGCUACUUGUGCUCCUGUCUGCCCUAUAUACCCCGUGUUUGCUGGAUUAAAGACUGUGUUUAUGGUGAAUUCUCCUGCGUCUCCGCCUCUAGUUUGCUCCUCGCUCCCUCAGAGUAGCUGAUCGUGACAAAGCCAUUGUUUACAGUUCAGUUUCAGUAGAUUGUCUUUUUGACUUGGGAAGGAAGUUUUGUUUUUAAGUUAUUCUAUAUUUUUAGAGUGUAUAUUCAUUCAAGAAGAUAUUGUGACCACAAAUUAAGCCUUAACUGUAUUAAUUUGUUCUCAUUUUAAAAAGAAGGACCAAUUCAAUGAUAUGUAGCCACAAAUUAAUAUGACUAGUAGUAAUAAUAGCCGAACAGCAGUAAGCAGUAAUAAAUA